GCGCGUAAGAUCCACUCGCGAUUUUUCUCCGAUUUAUCGGUGCAUCACCGAUAUUUCACUGAUAUAUCGGCGAUUUUGCCGAUUUUUUUGGCGAUAUUUCCGUGGAUCGAUAAUCGGUGGCGAUUAUCGUUUCGGUGACGACCGAUAUCCGAUAUUUCUUCGAAAUAUCGGCGAUAUUUCCCGAUUUUUCAAUCCCUGAAGGUAACUGAUAAUAAAACAUUAUUCUGGUUUGGCAUAAUCCUAUCCUUGGAUUGGAUUAGGACAAGAGUAGUCCAAGCAGUAGGACUCUUUCACAAAACCCUAAAAAUCCAAAAACCCUUCCGGUUUUGGAUCGAGGGCAUUUUUUUCCCUUCCCUUCCUCCUAUACAAACCAGAGUUUCUUCUGGAAUAGAGGUGAAAGAUGCAACACGACGAAGUGAUAUGGCAGGUCAUCAGGCACAACCACUGCAGUUUCAUGACCAAAAUCACAACUGGGAACUUUUGCCGCAAUCCCUAUAACGUAACUGGGAUUUGCAAUCGCAGUUCCUGCCCUCUGGCCAAUAGUCGCUACGCCACAAUUCGAGACCAUGAUGGAGUGUUUUAUCUAUACAUGAAAACCAUUGAAAGAGCCCAUAUGCCAAACAAAUUAUGGGAACGGGUUAAAUUGGCACGAAACUAUGGAAAGGCUCUUGAGCUUAUUGACAAGCAUCUAAUGUUUUGGCCGAAGUUGCUUGUUCACAAAACAAAGCAGCGUCUCACUAAAAUGACUCAGAUGCGAAUUCGCAUGAGGAAGCUUGCAUUGAAAACAAGGGAGAAGAUAAUGACCACACCUAGGAAAGAGAAGAAGAGAGAGGCUAGAAGAGAGGAAAAGGCCGAAAAAGCUGCGGUUUUGGACAAGAGCAUUGAGAAAGAAUUGCUGGAACGUCUUAAGCGUGGAGUUUAUGGUGACAUAUACAACUAUCCUGUUAAAGAAUAUAAUAAAGUUCUUGAUAUGGAAGGACUACAAGCUGCUAGUGAAGAUGAAGAAGAGGAGGAGCCUGAAAUUGAAUAUGUUGAAGGCUAUGAAGAACUUGAAGAAGAAGAUGAUAUUGAAGAUUUUGGUGGCCUUGAGAUUGAUGAGUCUCUCAAGGAUGAAGAUCUCGAUGAUGAUAUGGGUGAAGAUGAUGAGGAGAUGGAUUUAAUUGACCUAAAGAGAGUGAGAAGAGGAUCUGGGUCAGCUCAUGGAAAGCUUGACAAAGAUGAACGAGGCGCAAAUUUGAAAAAGAGACCAAGGGUACUUGUUGAGGUUGAACAUGAAGGCACUGAUGAAAGACAGAAGGCAAUCCAAUGAAGGAGCUUGUGAUUUGGAUCUUCAAUCCACUUACAGCAUGACAACAAUUAUCCUCCUCACUCAUGACAGAUCGAUUAACCUUACCAAGGAGGGGGAAACAGCCAGAGAAAGAAAGAGUUUUGGAUGCCUGGGACUAAUAUUUGUCCCAAGCUCGAUUUUGUUAGGGGGUAAUCAUGAAAAUGGUGAUUGUAUAACAAUAUGGAGUUGAAAAUUAUUUUCUUAGUUUUGUGGUGAUUGCCUUCGAGAAAUGCAGUGGAGUGUUUCAUAACUCAAGCACAAGAAAUUUAUUUGUUUCCAAAUAAUUAUGGUGUUUGAUUCUUAGCUUUGCUGCUGAUUCUGCAAGGGGUUUUUUUAUUUUUUUUA
This is a messenger RNA of Vitis riparia (riverbank grape), 1672 nucleotides long. Its product is annotated as protein MAK16 homolog A-like. Gene Ontology annotation, biological process: maturation of 5.8S rRNA; maturation of LSU-rRNA. The transcript has 9 exons. NCBI's taxonomy places the organism in Eukaryota, Viridiplantae, Streptophyta, Magnoliopsida, Vitales, Vitaceae. Bases 401 to 1309 code for a protein of 302 amino acids. Gene Ontology annotation, cellular component: nucleolus; preribosome, large subunit precursor. The record is from RefSeq and is a predicted model, not a curated record.